AUGUCGGCAGUUCAAGACACCACCACACCUGUCCCUGUGACAGAGGCCAGCCAUGCUGCGCCAGUCGCCGCCCCCACAGACGCUGCACCAGUGGUCAGCGAACCCGUGGUCGGCGACCAGGUUACCACCGCAACCACUGAGGCACCAGCCGAGACUGCAGCAGCAGCACCGGUAGAGGAGACCAAGGCAGAGGCUGUUGCUGACAAGGCUGUUGAGCCCAUCAUUGAGGGCCAGCUCGGAUACAAGGGCCCUGGUGUGCUGAAGGGUCUCAUUGCUUCCAAGAAGCAGUUCUGGCUCAACGACGACGCAGUUGCCCCACAGAACCUUGAUCUCUACUUGCGCGGCGAGAAGCCAGAGGCUGCUCACGCCGUCGUUGCAUGGGCCACCCAGACCGGCAAGGGGCUGCUCUUUUUCAACAAGAAGAACGACACCGACCGGACACACCCACAAGACGUGCUCGCUCUGUACGAGGCAACUGACCUCAAGAAGGCUCCCACACACGAGAUUACCUUCGAGAUUCACAACCAGAAGCACACCCUCAAGGCAACCAGCGACGCUGAGCGUGAUGGCUGGUACCAGUCGAUCGAGAAAUCGAUUGAGCUCGGCAAGGCUUCCAAAGAGGAGGUCCAUGCCAGUGAAGGCUACAAGGCUGAGCUCGAGAAGCUGAGCAAGCCAACCCACUCUGUCGCCGCCGGCUCUACUAAGCGCACACAGUCGCAGCCAAAGAAGAGCACCGAGGUCAACAAAGAGACUGGCGUUGAGCGCACUGGCUCGUCGUCCAGCGAAGAGGAGAACAAGGAGAAGAAGCAAAAGAGCCGCUCCACAUCCCGAGGUCUCCUCGGCCGUCUCCAGGGCAAGAAAGACGAGGCAGAGCAGAAGGCUGCCGAGAAGAAGGAAGAAAAGGAGGCCGAGAAGGAGAUCAAGAAGACUGACGAGGAGCAGACUCCAGUGCUUGCAUCUACCGAGGCCGCACCGGUUGCUGGUGCCACCGCCGCUGCAAGCAUCCCAGCCGCCGUUGAGGCCAAUGAGGCUGCAACCGAGACCCCCGUCGUCGCUGAGGGUCCAGUGACUGAGCCAAAGCUUGUCGAGGACAAGCCAAAGCCCGCUAAGCGUGCCAGCAUCUUUGGCAAGGUCCAGGGCGCAUGGAGCAGCGUCAAGAGCCCAUCGAAGGAGAAGGAGCUCAAGGAUGUUGAGCUCAAGCCAGAGGCCGUCAAAGAGGCUGGUGUUUCGGAGACUGCUCCAGUCCUGCCAGAGACCGCCACCGUCGAGCCAGUGACUGCCAUCCCAGCUGUUGAGGAGCCAGUCGUUGAGACUAAGCCAGAGGAGAAGAAGGAGGCAGCAGUCGAGACCCCAACCAAGGAGAAGAGCAACUUCCUCUCAAGCUUCAUGAAGCGCAACCGCAGCGUCUCGCCAUCAACCCACAUGAAGGAGCCAGCCAAGAAGGAGGAGACUCCGGUCGCCGCCGCUACCACUGAGGAGGCCGUCGUCACCGAGCCAGUCAAGGAGACUGCCGAGGAGACCCGUGCCGUUGACACCACCGCUGAGGCUGACAAGCCAGUCGUGUCUGAGCCAAUCGCUGACAAGACUGAGGAGACCACCACUCCAAACAAGCGCCAGUCGAUGCUCGGUAGCCUCGGGCGCCGUGCCAGCAAGGCCUUGAACCGCAUCAACGCCCCCAAGAAGGAGAACGUCGCACCAACCUCCACCGAGGCCAAGAAGGAGGAUGCCACCGAGGUCAAGCCAACUGAGGAGACCCCAAUCGCCAAUGGCGAGACCAAGAAGGAGGGCGCCGAGGAGCAGCAGGCCAUCGGUGAUGUUGUCCCAGAAGCCGUCAACGUCGGACAACCCCAGCACACCACCCCUACCGUCACUGCCAGCGCAUAA
This is a messenger RNA of Fulvia fulva, 1884 nucleotides long. RefSeq lists its product as uncharacterized. The record is from RefSeq and is a predicted model, not a curated record. The coding region runs from base 1 to 1884 and encodes 627 amino acids. The transcript is spliced from 3 exons. NCBI's taxonomy places the organism in Eukaryota, Fungi, Ascomycota, Dothideomycetes, Mycosphaerellales, Mycosphaerellaceae.